AUGCGCGUGCUAGCAUUCAUCCCCGUUCUCGCGGCUGUCGCCUCCGCUGGUUGCACCCGUCGCAGCACACAAAAGCCAGCCCCUACUGGAACCGCCCAAGGCGAAGGCGGCGCCUGGUCCCAAUGCGGCGGCCCUGCUGAGGGCUCAUCCUCUGGAAGCGCGAUCGUCAAGGCCGUCCCACUCACCACUUCCACUUUCUCUUCUAGUGCCGCUCCUGUGACCACUACUCUCAAAUCCUCGAGCGCCCCAACCUCCAUUCGCUCAACGACCACGUCCUCUUCGAGCUCCGCUCCUGUAGCCACCACUGUCAAAACCUCCGAAUCGACCGUCCCGACCUCCGUCAGCUCAACGACCCUUGAAUCUUCCACUGGCACCCCCUCCGCCACAACUGUUCCUUCCAAUCCAAACCCGACCGUCCCGACCUCCGUCAGCUCAACGACCCUUGAAUCUUCCACUGGCACCCCCUCCGCCACAACUGUUCCUUCCAAUCCAAACCCGACCGUCCUGGAAUCAGGCUGGUAUUGGAUCCGUGCCGUCGCCGCUCCCAACUUCCACAAGUACCUUCAAGGUGGCGCCUCUUCGGCUGCUUCCUCCAACCAGACCGCCCUCCUUGAAGACCACACCACCGCGGGCCAAUUCAACAUCAUUGACGGCCAACUUGUGUUCAACACCAAGCCUGCUCAGCUUUACCUCAACGUUGAGAACCCUACCGAUAAGACACAGAGGAAGCUCAAGACCUGGUUCAGCACAACGAAGAACGCCUACGGCACGUUCAAGUUCCAGGGUGAUACCCUGACGUGGUCAGUGGCGGAUAUCAAGAGGCAGAAUGAAGCCGCUUGGUUGGUGUGCACGGGGCAGGAGGUCUUCAUCAACACGGGUGCGUACUUGUAUCAGACGCCGGCUGGGUGCUCGGAUCAGACUAUCCACUCGUAUGGUGGCUCGACUGCUGAUGUCUAAGAGGUUGAACAUUGGACGCCAAUGGUCUGCAAGUGGAAUGUCAGUUGGUAGUCUACAUCGGA
Neurospora tetrasperma FGSC 2508 is the source of this 1019-nucleotide messenger RNA. RefSeq lists its product as uncharacterized. The coding region runs from base 1 to 957 and encodes 318 amino acids. The record is from RefSeq and is a predicted model, not a curated record. The transcript has 3 exons. NCBI's taxonomy places the organism in Eukaryota, Fungi, Ascomycota, Sordariomycetes, Sordariales, Sordariaceae.